This is a messenger RNA of Bombyx mandarina (wild silkworm), 1528 nucleotides long. RefSeq names its product polyribonucleotide nucleotidyltransferase 1 (gene PNPase). NCBI's taxonomy places the organism in Eukaryota, Metazoa, Arthropoda, Insecta, Lepidoptera, Bombycidae. Gene Ontology annotation, molecular function: 3'-5'-RNA exonuclease activity; RNA binding; polyribonucleotide nucleotidyltransferase activity. Gene Ontology annotation, cellular component: mitochondrion; cytosol. The record is from RefSeq and is a predicted model, not a curated record. Gene Ontology annotation, biological process: mitochondrial RNA 3'-end processing; mitochondrial mRNA catabolic process.
GAACUUAUAAUAUAGAUAUUAUUAUGAAAAGUAAACAAAUCAUUAAGAUUAUUUUUUAACUAAAACCAUAAAUUCUAUAGUACUUCUAAUAUCAUAACGGGUGUCCUUUUUGACUCUCAAGAUCAUAUACACAAGAAAAUGUUACAUAAAAAAUGUAUAUUAUUAACAAAAUUGAAGACGAAAAGUCGGUACUACUGUAGAUUUCUCUCAUCACAAGCCAAACUUGGCGUAAUUGAUAUUCCUUUUACUAACGGGACCACCCUGAAAUUGUCCACGGGCCGUUACGCAAGAUUCGCAGAUGGAGCAUGUGUUGUGUCUCUCGGUAACACAAGCGUGCUAUCAACUGUUGUGUCAAAAGCUAAACAAAGUCCCACUUCAUUCUUACCACUCACAGUUGACUAUAGACAAAAAGCAGCAGCCGCAGGACGAAUUCCUACCAAUUUUUUUAGGAGAGAACUGGGUCCAUCAGAAAAAGAAAUUCUUACUUCACGAGUAAUAGAUCGUUCUCUACGACCGCUCUUCCCGCAUAACUACAACUAUGAUACACAGAUAGUAUGCAACAUGUUGGCGAUGGAUGGAACGAAUUUGCCUGAAACAGUAGCUAUAAAUGCGGCAAGUGCAGCACUUGCACUCUCCGAUGUGCCGUGGAAUGGCCCUGUUGGUGCUGUUCGAUUAGGUCAAAUUGACAAUGAAUUAAUAAUAAAUCCAACACGUAAAGAAUUGGAGAAGUCUGUUUUGAACUUAAUUGUGACAGCUACCAGCAGUAAUCUAGUAGUGAUGCUGGAAGGUAGCGCCUCUGACAUCCUACAGCAGGAUCUACUCAAGGCCAUCAAAUUAGGAACCAAAGAAGCUCAACAAAUUGUGAGAGGGAUAGAGAAACUGCAGAAGGAUCAUGGUAAAAUGAAAAGAGAAUAUGAAAUUCAACCGCCUCUAGAACAAAACAUUGUUGAUACUAUCAAAAUAUUAUCUUCUAUGAAAAUCAGAGAAAUAUUGAGUGACUUCACCCACGAUAAGAUGUCCCGGGACAACGCCAUAUCCGAUCUACGACAGACCGUGCUGAACCAGUUCCGGGACACGAACUUGGACGUGACCCGCCUUCAGGACUGCUUCAAUGAGAACCUCAAGCAGAUAUUCCGCGAGAUGAUCUUCGAGACUGACACGAGAUGCGACGGCCGGCAUCUUGAUCAGCUCAGAGAUAUUAGCUGCCAGGUGUCGCUGUACGAGCCGCUCCACGGUAGCGCGGUGUUCCAGCGCGGACAGACGCAGGUGCUGUGCACCGUCGCCUUCGACUCGCCCGACAGCGCGCUCAGGGUGGACACGCUCACCAUGCUCACCAGCGGAAUCAAAGAGAAAAGUUUCUUCCUGCACUACGAGUUCCCGCCGUACGCGACCGGCGAGGUGGGUCGCACCGGAGCCCCAGGGCGUCGCGAGGCCGGCCACGGAGCCCUGGCCGAGCGGGGGCUGCUGCCCGUCGUGCCGCAACUACCCUACACCGUCAGACUUACAGCUGAAGUCUUAGAAUCGAAUG